GGAGGGGGAGGGGAGUGGUGGUUUGAGAGUGCACCGAAUGCGAACAGGCGGCGGCAACCGAGGCGGAUUUGGGGUGUGACACUCCUCCACUGCCACCGCCCCCCAAGCGGGGCACAUUCACGCACACACACAAACACACGCACACACACACAUACAUACAUACAUACAUACACACACACACACACACGCACACACACACACAUACACACACACACACACACACACACACACACACACACACACAUACAUACACUUCCCCUCCCCUCCCACUCCCACUCACCGCCUCUGCACAUGUCGGAGAAGGAGGCGCUCGCCGCCGAGAACGCAGCCUUGCAGGCGCAGGUGGCGAAGCUGCAGCAGGAGCAGGCGGCGCUGUCGGCAAAGGUGGAGAAGACACUUAUCAAGGUCAUUGCCGAGCGAAGGGCCCUGACCAAGCAGGCUGACGCUCUUGCCAAGCAGAACGAAAAGCUGACGCUGCUGGCCAAGCAUGCCGAGGCCCGCAAGGCUACCGAGCCGCCACCGUCGCAAGCCGACGCCGACGCCGACGCUGACGCUGACGCCGAAGCCCAGACCGACGGCGAUGGGCAAGGUGGCGAGCAGAGUGACGAGCCGGUCUCGGCCGCGGGAGCUAUGCUGGCCUCUCGCGAGCGGACGUCGGCUUCCAAGCGCGGGACACGGUCGUCGGCCGGCUCGCGCGCCCGCAAGGCCCGAGUUGCCGAGCUCGAGGAGCUCAGGCUGGAAAAGGCCGAGCUUGUCGAGCUCGUCAAGGCCGCGCAGGCCGCCAAGCAGCAGUCGUUUGAAGCCGCCCGUAACGUCGUCUCGGCAACCAUCGAAGAAGUCAAGGACACGUCGGUGCUCGAGCGGACGCUCUUCCGGUUUGCGCGCUCGCCGUCCGAGAUGCAAAAGUUGCGGCGGUCACUCUUUGCGCUCAUUGCCGUGACCCAGGACGCCAAGUGCGAGCUCGCCACGCUCCGCAACAAGGCCGAAGCCACUCAGCACGUGCUGGAGACCCAUGCUAUCCUCGCCACCGUCGUCGACCGCAUGCGUGACCAGAUGACGUCGUCGUCAGCGCUGCUAGCUGCGCUCAGGACCACUGCCGAGGAGCGGAAUGCCGACGCCGCAGAGGCCAAGAUGCUGCUCGCCGACAUGCGCGAGGUUGAGCAUGCGCUGAAGAGCCAGCUCGCGGCAGAGUGCGCAGCCGCCGCACGCGGUGCCCCGUUUGUGGCCCAGCGCCGCGAGCUCGAGUUUCGCCGCUCGGUCGCUGCCGCAGAAGUCGCUGUCCUCGAGGCCCGUAUCAAGGACGCGUCCGGCCCGCCCGCGCCGACCGCGUCGCAGCUCGCCGAGGCCCAAGCGCUGUCCGCCGUCCUUCAAGAGCGCGAGCUGGCUCUCUCUGACAUGCGCAAGCGCCACGCCGCGCUCACCGCCGAGACGCAUGCUUAUGCCCGCGAGGAAGCCGACCUCAGGCGGGCGCUGGAGACGCUCAUUGCUACCAAGACCACGUCGUUGAUGUCGCUGCGGCGGCUCGGCGAGCUGGUCGGCUCUGCUGUCGUGAGCAAGUCGCAGCUCAAGAUCCGACUCAUCGACGAGCAGAAGGACUACACUGAGACGCGCCUCCUGCUCCGCGAGGACGCCGUCACGCUCCGCGGCCUGCAGCGGAUCAACUCGCUCAACGCCGACCUCGCGUGGUCGCUGCAGGAGACCGAAGACGAGAACCGCAAGAUGCUGGACCGGUGGUCGACGCUCGAGCGCAUUGCUGCCUUUAGCAUGCCCUCGGUCGACGCCGAGGUCUACCUCCGCCUCGUCGCCAUCUUUGGCGAGGACGGCCUUAGCCCUCCGCCGGACCUGUCGGUCUCGCCGGUCUUGCCGCCGCUGAUUUCACGGCCCGACCCCGUGCCAGCCGACGCCCUGAGAGGGAGCCCAGGGUGCUCAGCCGCCGAUAGCAAGCCCGAGAGCCAGCCAGACAGCUCGUCGCCGCAGGCCGGCUCGCCCUCGGGUCGCGCCUCCGACCCGUCACUGAUCCACGGAAACGAGCCGGCCUCCGGUAUCAGCGCCGUCAACCGCGCUUCGUUUGAGCGGUCAUUUGUCCAGCGCGCGCGCUCGUCGUCCGAGUACGGCCGCAACCAGCCGCCGCAGGCCCACACCGCCGUCGACAUCGACUCGAUCCUCGCAGCAGACACCUCGCAGCCAUCGCAACCGGUGGAAACGAUGACCGCGCUUGAUCGCGAGACGCUGCUCAAGAAAGUCCGCGCCCGUUCGGCCAUGCCGCAGUCGCCCGGCUCGCGGACCUCGCUCGUGGCCUCGUCCGAGUUGCUGUUCAUGGACGCCAAGAGCGCGAGUCCGGCGACGCGCAACGACAGCGCGAGCGUCGCGGUAGCAUCGACUGCCCCGGCCGAUCUCGACGCGUCCGAGGUCGACUCGGACAUCCGGGUCCGCGCAGGCACGCUUCGCAAGCUUGUCGAGCUGUUGACGUACGAGCGGUCGCCCAUGCCGUCGUACGUCCGGGCCUUCCUUCUCACCUACCGAGCAUUUACCUCGCCGCUCGAGCUCCUCGACUUGCUCGUCGAGCGGUACUGCAUCACUCCGCCGCCGGAGCUUACGGGCUCUGCGCUGCUCGACUUUACAAAGUCGCAGCAGGUUCCGAUUCGGCUCCGGGUUUUCAACAUUCUGCGGAAGUGGAUCAAGGACUUUUACUACGACUUUGAGGCCGAACCCGAGCUGGCCAAGCGGCUCCUUGAGUUUGUGCGGAACGUCAUGCCGGCGACGGCCAUGGAGCGGCCGGCCAAGAUCCUGGAGCGGCUGCUGACGCGGGCGUCGGGGGUGCCAGCCGCGGCAGGCGGCAGUGCACGCGACUCGGUCCGAGCCUCUGAGCUGAUAGUCGAGUGGGCCACGGUCGACCGGGCGUCUGGCGUGCUCCCGUCGGUCUCACUCGACCUCACCCUCGCCGACGUGGACAUCAAGUCACUGGCGCUCGCGCUCUCGAUCUACGAGCAAAAACUGUUCAUCGCCAUCCGGCCGCAAGAGUUCCUUGGGCUCUCGUGGUCGAAAAAGGGUAAGGAGACCAAGGCGCCAAACGUGCUCGCCAUGAUCCGGUGGUUCAACAGCUUCUCGCGGUUCAUUGUCCACGAGAUCCUUCGUGUCGAAGGUCGCAUGGCUGACCGCGUCAAGAUCCUCAAGCGAGCGAUCCGGUUCGGGCACGAGCUCGUCGCACUCAACAACCUCAACGGCGCCAUGGAGGUGACCGCGGCGCUCCAGUCGUCGCCGAUCUUUCGGCUCAAGAAGCACUGGGCCGCGCUCGACCGCAAGACCCGCGACCAGUGGGAUGCACUCAAUGAGCUCCUCUCGCGCAACGCGUCGUACAAAAACAUGCGCUCACACCUCGGCCUCGCCAACCCACCGUGCAUUCCGUACCUCGGCAUGUACCUCACCGAUCUCACGUUCAUCGAGGACGGCAACCCGGAUCAUGUCGACCACGACGGCGAGCAGCUGAUCAACUUUUCGAAGUGCUGGCUCGUCGCCGGUACCAUCACCCAAGUCCGCCAAUACCAGCAGACCAAGUACGUGCCCGAAGGUGACGAGGCCGUUGACGGUUUCUCGUUCCUCCGCUCCGUCCUCGCCGCAGGCAUGUCCGGCUUUGACGACGAGGAAGAGGCCCACAAACGGUCGCGUAUCGUCGAGCCGCGGACGUGAGCCAGAAAUACAGGCACGGCUCACCGUGCUCCGAGCCAUCGCACAAACUCUAACUCCUCGGCCGUGCACGUCUCGUGCCCGCAGCCGCGAACUGUAAAGAACUCGAGCUCGA
This is a messenger RNA of Thecamonas trahens ATCC 50062, 3799 nucleotides long. RefSeq lists its product as uncharacterized. Gene Ontology annotation, cellular component: plasma membrane. Bases 292 to 3687 code for a protein of 1131 amino acids. Lineage: Eukaryota; Apusomonadida; Apusomonadidae. The transcript has a single exon. Gene Ontology annotation, biological process: positive regulation of GTPase activity; Ras protein signal transduction. Gene Ontology annotation, molecular function: guanyl-nucleotide exchange factor activity. The record is from RefSeq and is a predicted model, not a curated record.